AUGCGUACCAAAAAACCACUUUUCAAUCACAUCAACGAACGGGUGUUCACCCGUUUGAUGAUCUAUUUAAUUUUAAUAAUUUAUUCGUCAUCGUCGAGCACAAUAAUAUCGUCUUUUGGUGUCAGAGCAGCAGGAGAAGUGGAAGUUGCCUAUCAAGUCUCCAAUGUAAUGACCAACUUGGAGAACACUCUCUAUGGUGCAGUGGUACAUCCGGAUGGCGAUUAUUUGAUAAGCGUUCUUGGAUAUGUCUACAAAAUUAAUCAAAUCACACUCGUCCGUACAGUUUUCACUGGUACUGGAGUACAAGGAGCUGCUGUCAAUAACGUGGCAGCAUCAUUGGCUCAAUAUAACAAUCCCACCCAACUAUCCAUGGGUACUAACUAUGUUUAUAUUGCAGAUUCAUAUAACUAUGUCGUACGGCAGUAUGAUUUAGGAACAAAUAUGGUGUCCUUCGUUUAUCAAGAUUCACCAAUUGCUGAUAGAGGAUUGCAUGGUGUUGCGGCUGCCAAAGAUGACUCCGUCGUCUAUAUUUGUGAUGAAGGAAGAGGUCAGGUCAUUAAAUGGACCAGACAGACGAGUACUAGUGUUGUGGUGGCAAAUGGAUUGUUUAGGCCAUUGGGACUGACACUCACACCUGAAGGAGAUUUGUUCAUUGCUGAUGUCUAUAAUCAUGUCAUUCAAAAGUUAUUUUCAAAUGGCACCAUGAUCGUUUUUGCAGGCACAGUUGGACAAUCAGGAUAUAGUGGUGAUAAAGGUCCAGCCACUUCAGCUCGUUUAACUUAUCCACAAGGUGUUACUUAUAAUUCUGCUUCAAAAGAAGUUUAUAUUGUAGAUAGACACAACCAUGCAAUUAGAAAAGUAGAUGUUCACGGUAUAAUCACUACCAUUGCAGGAAAUGGAACGGCAGGUGCACCUGGUUAUCUCGAUGUCACACAAGCAUUGUUUAAUUAUCCUGUGGACAUGUCAUUCCAUGGCUCAAAGCCAGAAUUUCUAAUUACUGAUACGUUGAACAAAGUGCUACGAAGACUUAUCAUUACUUGUGUGGAUAGUACAUCCUACGUAUUGUCUUCUGACUUUUCUACUUGUUUACCACUAUGCUAUAAAAAGCGUAAUGUGGAUCCAACUGUUUGUAGUGGAAAUGGUACAUGUAUUGGACCUAAUCAAUGUAAUUGCAAUUGGGGAUACUAUUCUUCAGAGUGUGCCUUGUAUAAUUGCUAUGGUGUCAUAUUCAAUGACACUCGAGUUUGUUCAGGAAGAGGACAAUGCUACAAGCCAGAUAAUUGUAGUUGUAUCCCUAACUAUAGUGGAAAUAAUUGUGAAACCUUUUACUGUUAUGGAGUUGUGAACUCAAACACUGCAAGUGUUUGCUCUGGACAUGGAACUUGCUCUUCCCACAACAACUGCACUUGUAAUCCAGGAUAUUAUGGUAACAAUUGUGAAAUGCAUGACUGCAAUGGCAUUCCUUUUAAUUCUCCCUCUGUUUGUAAUGGAAAUGGAACCUGUACAGCACCAAACACAUGUUCAUGUAAAACUGGAUAUAGUGGAACGAAUUGUGAUCUUUACUACUGUGAUAACAUUCUAUUCAAUAGCUCAAGUGUUUGCAAUGGCCGAGGAAACUGUAUUUCUCCAAACAAUUGUACUUGUAAUUCCUCAGAAUAUUUUGGUCAAUAUUGUGAAAACUUUAACUGUUUUGGAAUUGUGAAAACAGAUACUAAUACUGUGUGCUCAGGAAACGGUACAUGUACCGCACCAAAUGUUUGUUCAUGUAAAACUGGACCAACUUCACAAACCAAGUAUUACGGUAAUCAAUGUCAAUACCAUAGUUGCAAUGGAAUUCCAUCUAAUUCCACUAAUGUUUGUUACUCGUUUGGAUCGUGUGUUGCACCAGAUGUUUGUGUGUGUCAACCUGGUAGAAACGGAACAUUUUGUGACAAUCCUGUCUGUUUUGGAAUACCAGCUGAUGAUACGCAAAAGGUCUGUAGUGGAAGAGGUACAUGUUCAGCCACAGACAAAUGUAAUUGUAACACAGGAUAUGGAGGAGAGUACUGUCAAUAUCCAAUAUGUUUUGGUUUAUUAUCAAACAACUCAGAAGUGUGUAGCAAACAUGGUACUUGUACAGGUCCAAAUGCAUGUCAAUGUAAUCUUGGAUACGACAUUGACAAAAGCACGUGUAAUGUCACUAGUUGUUUUGGUUUCCAAAGUACUGACAUUUCUGUGUGCUCUUCUCAAGGAAAAUGCUAUGAACUAGACAAGUGUACUUGUUUUGACGGAUUUGUUGGCAACACUUGUCAAUAUCAUGGUGUGCAAUUGGAUGGCUCAACUUCUGUGAUUUAUUCAAGCAAGAAGACCUUAACAUCCCUUGCUCCUUCCAUUUCAUCAAAAUCUUGUUUGGAACUAUUCCCAGAAGAUUAUUCCUUGUUAGGAAAUCCAAACAAUGUUGAAUGCAAAUGGGAUGCAUCGGAAUUUAAAAUCUAUCUUGGAUAUGGUAAUAAGAUUGACAAUAUGAAUCUUUUAAGAUUAACACCCUAUAACAUCACUUUACAAGUAGAUACUACAGCUGCUAAUACUCAAAGACAAACUUCACAAAACGCUAUUACUUUGGAUCUAGCUCUCACUUCUUAUCCUUCUGGUUUGGAUAUCAUUGUCAGAGCCUCAUCUAAAAAUACUUAUCAAGCAUUCAGAAAUGUGUCACUUUCUUGGAUGUGUUAUUCCUCAGAUUCUUCUACUCCAGUGUCCACACCAUGCGUGACUUCUGUUCAGAAUUAUCUCUCCAAUUUAGCAGACAAACCUAUCAUUAUUAUUCCAAGUAGGUUAUUUACAGAGCUCUCAGGCUCUGUGUAUUACAGACAGCUUCCAUUGGCAAUAGAAGGUAAAAACGGGCUUGCCACUGCUUUUACUACUCGUUUUUAUUCGAUAUUAUAUGCAAGAGUGACUUAUCCCUCAUACAAUAUUUUGAGUGAUACUACCAUUGUCGAUCAAAAUAGAUUUUUGGAUUGUGUCGGAGAGUCAUGUAUUCUUGAGGUUGCUCCUAACGGUGCAAGUAGUUUGAUGAGUUAUGCUUAUCUUGGUGUGUUUGCAACCUUGUCAUCUUCGUAUGAAAAAGCUCAAAUGAUUCGAAUUGUGAACUAUCAACCAUCUACUGCCAGUGUAUUUGAUUCAAGCUAUUCUGGUGAGCUUCUUGUCAUUGGUGUUGCUACUGUACCAACAAUUAGCUCUAUUAAGCUUUCAUACAAGGCAUAUGAUAAGAUUAAUCUUGUGAUGACCAAUCUUGAAAAAUCAUAUUCACAAGAAAGUAACAUUACCAUUGGAGUUAAAAUAAUAGAUCCAUACAUCUCUAAUUUCACACCAGCGACAUCAACAUUCACCUAUCAAUGGAGUGUGAAGGAUGUAUUGAUUAAUGCGGAUGUUAUUUCUCAAACUUCAACAAGCCCUUCAUUACGAAUUCCAGCAGGAUUUUUAAAUCCGGGUGACUACACGGUUGCACUAUCCUUGGUCAUUGCUGGGGAUGGUAGUAACAACAAUGACAAUCGAAAUGUGACAGGAACAUUUGUAGGAACGUUUACUGUGUUAAACUCGUCCAUUUCCAUUCCAAAUAUUAAUAUUGAACCUAUACCAGCAAUCUCACCCUAUGGUAGAAAUUUAGUGUUAACUGCAAGUAUUGCUUCACAAUCUGCAUGCAAUGUGACAUGGACGUUACAAAGCGGAUCACUGAGAUUGACAUCGAAUCUCUUGUCUGGUAAUUCAUCGAAUAGCAGUUUUAUUACAGAAAAUACUGUUAAUGAAGCGAUCUAUGGUACCAACAAUGUAGUAAGCAAAUUGAUCAUUCCUGCUGCCUAUUUACAAGCUGAAACAACCUACACGUUUGCAGUGACUGCAUCCAAUCAAGAUGGAACAUCCUAUGCAAGAGUUUCUACUCGAAUGGAUGCCAAACCAAGAUUCUAUUGUGAAAUUUAUGACCCAUCUUCUAAAAUGAUUGCCUAUGAAAGCCAAUUUGUGAUUCAUUGCAUUCACAAUGUGGAGAGUGUAUCGAGUUAUUUGAUGGAAGUUUUUUCUAAUUCCAAUAACAAACGUAUGGUGGUUCUGUCGAAUACUCCAAAACGAUGGGUCAUUACUCGAUUACCCUAUGCUCCCAAUGGAAUUACCAUUUCUGUCACUCUUAUCAACACGAGUGGAUCUAUAGCAAAAUUGCAACAAUCACUCUCAUUGAAUUUACCUUCAACGCUUGCUCAAGAUUCAUCUCUCACAAAUACUUUGAAUUAUGUUCGUUAUAGUUUCAAUAAUUGGAGAGGAAAUGAAACUCUGAGAAUGGACAGUGCUGUGACCGUAUCAAGUCUAUUUUCAUUGCUUGAAUAUUCAGUGAAUCAACAAGCAGCUGGAUCAAUUACUAAGGCAACUUCUGAUGCUCUUGCUUCUUUAUUGAUGGAUAUGAUUUCUGUAUUGAAUGGUAUUCCUGAACUUGGUGUUAAUGUCGAUGAAAAGAUUCUUCAAUUAGUUCUUUCACCGUUAAGAAAUGUAUUCACCAUGCUUUAUUCUCAAUCUCCAUCGAGCAUUGAUGCACAACUUACAAAUAUUUACAAUUGGUUGAAUUACUUCUUGAAUGCUGCUGGAAAACAUUCAGAUCAAUUCUGUUCAACUGCAAUCAAGUCAUUAUUGUUAGAUACCAAUCAAGUUACUGAAAUUGUAGACUUGUUUGGCAUUUGGAGCACAAAAUCUGUGGAAUUUACCAAAUUAUUGGCAUCUAUUGCAACUUUGGCUAGAAAUGUAAAUGCCAUGUCUGGAAAUUCAUCAACACCCUCCUCCAUUCCACUUCAACUGUCGGGAGGUCAAGCACUUUUUGAAAGUGUUUCACAAUUGAAUCAACUCAAUGGAAAGAAAAUCUCUUUAUCCAAAGCACUGAUUGAAUUUCCACCCAAUUUUGCAUCUCAAAUGUCACAAAAUGGAAUGGCAUCCAGUGUUUCUGUCGAUAUUCUCUCUUCUGUGAACACGGCAUCCGAUGAAAAGUCCAUAUUAAGUCCUAUCAUUUCUCUCUCUUUAUUAUCUAAGGAUGGUAGCAGUGUCGUGAGUGUGAAAGGUCUCUCCAUGUCCUCUCCCAUUUAUUUACACUUUAAUGGAGCAUCAUUUAUGCAGAAUACUUCAAGUAUGGGUACCAGUCUUAAUUUAACUUGUUUCUAUUAUGACUCUGUAUCAAGUCAAUGGAAAUAUGAUGGAUUAACCUCCAAUUUCACAAUUUUAAAGAAUGACUCUGGACUCAUUACAUAUAAUUUGAUGUGUGCCACCACUCAUUUAACAUCCUUUUCGGUCAUGAAUAUUCCUCAACCAGCACAAUCUCAAAGAGCUCCAAGUCCAACCAUUGACAAUUCUGGUAUCAUUGCAGCCAUUGUAGUUCCAAUUUUAUUGGUCUUGAUCUUUGUGGUCAUUUUGGUGGUCAUUGGUGUUGUAAUCUUUAUUGUGUAUCGUAGAAAGAAGACUCAGAGUGAACUUGAGAGCGUUCCAACUUCUAGAACCAUUCAAAUUGAAUUAGGAAAUGAAACUGGACUUGAUGCUUCCUUCUUCCCAUCGGACGAAAGUGUGAAUUUCAAACCAUUGAGUCAAGGAAGUUCUGUUGGAUCUUCUGGAACUGGAUUUGAUCCCAUGUCACGUUAUAAGAACUUUAUUAGAAUUGGACAAGGUGCAUUUGGUUCAGUUUUCAAAGCAGAGGACACAAGAAAUAACAAGAUGAAAGCUCUCAAAGUCAUUAAAUUUACAAAUAUGGAAGAAUUGAAUACCAUGAUGAAAGAAGGUACUCAAUUAAUGAACGUUGAACAUCCAAAUAUUCUCAAAGUGAAUGACUUCUUUGUGGAUAAGGGUAAUAUUCUCGUGAUUGAUAUGGACUUUUAUGAACAUGGUGAUUUGAGCAAAUUGACAGCAGCUGAAUUCCAUUGCUCUGAGAAGAUUAUCAAACAAGUGAUUUAUCAAAUGUGUGAUGCAUUGGAUUAUAUUCACUGUCGAAUGAAACUUAUUCACCGUGAUGUGAAACCAAGUAACAUCUUCAUUAAGGAUCUCGAUGAGGAAUUCAUUCAAAUUGUUUUGGCAGAUUUUGGUUUGGCAAAAGCUCAAAGUAAUAACUCGAUGAACAAUUCUUAUGCAGGAACUCCACUGUUCAUGUCACCUGAACUUGGUUUGGGCGGUAAAUAUUACGCAAACACAGAUAUUUACAGUUUGGGUGUAGCCAUCUACCAGAUCAUGACCAAAGAUACUUUCACAUCGAUCAGCAAUAUUUAUAUGGCAAAGGAACCUGCAGCAGUGAAAGAAUGGUUGAGAUCCAAGUUGCAAGAAGGUCAGGAAUACUCUGCUCAAUUGAUUGAUAUUACAUUGUCCAUGUUAGAAAAAGAUAACUUGUCCAGACCUCAAGCUCAGGACAUUCUCAAUAACCCAUACUUUGACGAUCAACGAAGAAAGAGAAAGAAGAAAUAA
Naegleria lovaniensis is the source of this 6453-nucleotide messenger RNA. RefSeq lists its product as uncharacterized. Lineage: Eukaryota; Heterolobosea; Eutetramitea; Acrasida; Naegleriidae. Gene Ontology annotation, molecular function: ATP binding; protein serine/threonine kinase activity. The transcript has 2 exons. Gene Ontology annotation, biological process: protein phosphorylation. The record is from RefSeq and is a predicted model, not a curated record. Gene Ontology annotation, cellular component: cytoplasm. Bases 1 to 6453 code for a protein of 2150 amino acids.